This is a messenger RNA of Raphanus sativus (radish), 1664 nucleotides long. Its product is annotated as probable 3-ketoacyl-CoA synthase 21. Gene Ontology annotation, molecular function: acyltransferase activity, transferring groups other than amino-acyl groups. NCBI's taxonomy places the organism in Eukaryota, Viridiplantae, Streptophyta, Magnoliopsida, Brassicales, Brassicaceae. The record is from RefSeq and is a predicted model, not a curated record. The transcript has a single exon. Bases 28 to 1413 code for a protein of 461 amino acids. Gene Ontology annotation, cellular component: membrane. Gene Ontology annotation, biological process: fatty acid biosynthetic process.
GUGGGCAGCUUUAAAGAAUAAAGCGAAAUGAACCAAACCAUACACAAAGUUUCACCAAUCUCUUUGACCAUGUCAGAGCUGAAAACAUUUCUCAGCUCAAGUGGUUAUAUCUUUGAGAUCUUUGUUAGUUUACUAGCAUUGCAUUUGAUCUACCAAAGAGUUAGGAUAAGAGUCAAAGUCUACUUACUUGACUUCACUUGUUACCGAGCCCCAGACUCAAACCGCCUCCCAAUGUCUACUCUUCUCGAGACCAUCUACUUAGCUAACCAGAUCGAUCAAGAGAGUAUAGAUUUCCAAGCCCGGGUUCUUGAGAGGUCCUGGCUAAGCAACCAAACCAGCAUCCCUCCAUCUCUGACCGAAAUACCCCUCAAGAAAAGUCUAACCUCUGUCCAAACCGAAACCAUGACCACUCUCUUCACCUCUGUUGAGAAUCUCCUCAAGAAAAACAAACUAAGCCCAAGAAGCAUAGACAUACUGAUAACAAACUGUAGCCUGCAUGCACCUACGCCGUCUCUUAGUGCAAUGGUAAUCAACAAGUUCCACAUGAGAAGCAACAUCAAGAGCUUUAGCCUGUCAGGGAUGGGCUGUGCAGCUGGGAUUCUAUCGGUCUCUUUAGCCAACGACUUGCUUAAGGUUCACCGAGGCUCCUUGGCUCUUAUAGUCAGCACUGAAGCGUUGAACACGCAUUGGUACAUCGGUAAAGACAGAUCUAUGCUUCUUACGAACUGUCUCUUUAGAAUGGGAGCAGCUGCAGUGUUGAUGUCUAGCAAUGAUCAAGACAGAGGAAACGCGAAGUAUGAGCUCUUGCAUGUUGUCAGGACAAACAAAGCGAAAGAUGACCGAGCUUACAGAUGUAUAUACCAAGACAUAGACUCUAAGUUAAAGCAAGGAGUGUCGAUAACCAAAGAUGUAAUCAGCGUGGCUGGAGAUGUGUUGAAGAUGAACCUAACUUCGCUAGGCCCUUUGGUGUUACCUUACGUGGAGCUAUUGCGAUAUGUGAUGCAACGCGUUCUUCGCAAGAUCUAUAAGCCGAGUUCUUCUUAUACACCGAACUUCAAGAAAGCGUUUGAGCAUUUCUGUAUUCAUACAGGAGGAAGAGCUGUGAUUCAAGCGAUGGAGAUGAAUCUGAACUUGACGAAAGAAGACAUUGAGCCGUCGAAGAUGACUCUUCAUAGGUUUGGGAAUACUUCUUCUUCGUCCGUUUGGUACGCACUCUCUUACCUUGAAGCAAAACGGAGGGUGAGAAAAGGAGAUAAGGUGUUGCAGAUUGCUUUUGGAAGUGGGUUUAAGUGUAACAGUGCGGUGUGGAGAUGCAUCAGAGAAGUGGAGCCUGACACAGACAACACGUGGUUAGACUUCAUUGAAUCGUAUCCAGUAGAUGUACCUGACUCUGUAAGUAUCAGACCACACUAGCACGUGCAAGUAACGUAACUUUGAAGAAUAUAAGUCAGUAAGGCUCUGAUUAAUUAGUUCAGUUCGUUCAAAGGUUUUGGAUUUUGCUGUUUUGUUCUCAUUUUCACCCAGCUCUGUAUCAAUUUUUUUUGUUUAAGUAGUAUAAUUUAUAAAUUUAAUAACUCUAUCUAUAUGUCUAACUUUUCAUUUGUAAAUUACGUUAAAUUUAAAUGUAUACUUAAUAAACUAAAGUUGUAAACCCUAAUCUAUAC